UCGAGUACAAAUUCAUGAGUGAGAGGUUCUGUCAGCGAACCGUUUGUGAUUCUCUGUCUAAUUUUACGGCGUCGUUUCUCCUCUUCUAAAAGUCUAAUCCCUCCCUCUACCUCCAGUCUUGUUGAGUCAGCAAAGCUUGAGAGAAAAGAGAAAGAAUGUCUAAGAAGAAAACUUUAUCAACUAUGUCCUUGAAGGACUUUCACGGCGGUUCCAUUCCCUCUGAUCUUCCUUUGCCAUCUGCACCUGGACUUGUGGUGAGCUCUGGUUCAGAGCGUAACAUGUCAACAAAUUGGGGAAACAAUCUGGUGAAAUCUGAUCUUCGUCCAAGACCCAAAUCAUCUGGUACAGCCCGUAAUUUUGGUGAGAAAGCAUCAUUUCUGUCUCACCCUGCACCCAUCGGUCAAAACUUCGAUGAGGAUGAACGCAAGCCCAUGAAUAGUGCAGUGGCUCCAAAUCGUGCAAUUAGAGAUGAUAGUGUUCGCAAUAUGCCCUCGAUUCAAUAUGAAAUGAAGCUAGACUAUGUGUCAUCUGUGAGGACAUCUGAUAGAUCAGUCUCAUCUCCGAGUUCAGUUACUAAUUCAUCUCCACUGAGAGUGGGAGGAGGGAAUCAUUUCACAGUAAAUUCACCGACUCCAAUUAGCAAUAGUGGUCAGGGUAUUAAUAAUUUGAACUUUCCAAGUACUAAUAAUGAUCUAGGAGUUAACAAUUCUCAACCAAAUGCUUGGGGUGUGAGAAAGGAUCUCAUGGCUGUUGAAGAAAUAGUGAAGCCAUCUGUACUGAAUGGACCUGAUGCUUUAUCAAAAAUUGCUCAAGCCAGUGCACUUGAGAAAGUUUCUUCUGGAAUGUGGCAGUCUAAGAAACCUGGCCAACUUCUGCCACAUUUACUUAAUUCAAGCGACAAUAACAAUAAUGUGUCUGGUGUUGUGGAUGUAAUUAGUGAGAGGGCCAAGAAUGGUACUUCACAGGGAAGUCAAGUUGUGGCAGGUCAGAUAGUUGAAGAUGGAACUAAGGGUGGGUUAAGGGAAUUGCCCAAAACUUAUAUACAAGAGGUUCGGACUGGAGCUACUAGUGGGGAGUCUUUGUUGUCAGCAGCUCCACCCCUAGAAAAAUCAGAUAGGCCUAAGUUAAAGCUACUUCCAAGAUCUGGACCUCUGGAUGCAUCAGCAUACAAUUAUAGACAGGGUUAUCAGCAGCCAGCACUCACCAGCAAGGUUGAAUCUUUCAAUGAACCGUACAGAAAUUCAGAUUCUCCAAAACCCGGUUCGACUGUUGCUGAUGGGGGAAGUCUAAUGAUUGAGAGACCCAAAUUGAAUUUGAAGCCUCGUUCACAGCCUCUUGACCAAUCUGAUGAAAGAUUUGAAAAAGAAAGGCAAAUAGUAUUCGGUGGUGCUCGUCCACGGGAAUUGGUUCUCAAGGAGCGAGGCAUAGAUGAGACUGCUAGUGGUAACCUUGACCUGGGUCCUGCGCUUAACCGAGUUGACUCUCUGAGGAAUGAAGCAACAUCAGAGAGAUUGAUUUCCUCCACUCAACGCAAUCCAAAUACUGAGAAUCAUGUUCAUGAAAAGAGGACAGAGAGGAAUUUGGAUAGGAAAGAACAACAGACAGGACGAGAGAAAAAUGAUAAUCAAGGAAGGAACCGAAGAAUUGAGAGCAGGUGGGGUAGUAGGGACACUGAUCAGCAGCAACGAGAUCUAAAACCUGUACCUGAGACUUGGCGGAAGACUGUUGAAGAACCAAAACUGUCUUCAGAUGAUGCUUCAGGAAUCAACCAUGGGAAAGUAGUUUCUGCAUUGGAUCUUGCCCAAGCAUUCUCAAAGUCAGUCUCUGAUCCCAAAACACAUGAAGGACAUUCUACUCAAAGAGGGCUACCUGGGCAUAAUAACCAGACACCCUUUUCACGCCUGACAGAUACCCGAGAACUUAAGUCAGCUCCGACGGCAAGGCAUCACAUAAGUGGUUAUUGAUUUGAAAAUGUGGUCAUGGAUGAUUGUGUGUUUUGAUUUAUGCUUGUCAGUGGAGAUUCAAGCAUCAGUAGGGCUCAUAAAUAAAAGCAUCCUUUAGCAGGAUCAAGUCUCCCCAGCAGUGCCUCAGAACUGUACAAUAGUAAAUUCAUUAAUUAUUAUGAAUAGUAUUAUGACUCGGAUGAAGUGCUUUGUGUAAGAGAUGGCUUAAUGUUCGUUUUUAUGUAUCUCAAAUUUUCUAUUCUUUUA
Molecule: messenger RNA, 2210 nt
Organism: Pistacia vera
Lineage: Eukaryota; Viridiplantae; Streptophyta; Magnoliopsida; Sapindales; Anacardiaceae
Exons: 6
Coding region: 156-1964 (602 amino acids)
Molecular function (GO): mRNA binding; translation initiation factor activity
Source: RefSeq, a predicted model, not a curated record